Molecule: messenger RNA, 6849 nt
Organism: Alligator sinensis (Chinese alligator)
Lineage: Eukaryota; Metazoa; Chordata; Crocodylia; Alligatoridae
Gene: UBXN7
Product: UBX domain protein 7
Exons: 10
Coding region: 22-1404 (460 amino acids)
Biological process (GO): proteasome-mediated ubiquitin-dependent protein catabolic process
Cellular component (GO): nucleus
Molecular function (GO): ubiquitin binding
Source: RefSeq, a predicted model, not a curated record
AGUGAAAGUGUGGGGAAACAUAUGCUUGAAGCAUGCAACAAUAAUCUGGAAAUGGCUGUUACCAUGUUUCUGGAUGGUGGAGGCAUAGCAGAAGAGCCCAGCACCAGUUCGGCAGGGGUAUCAGCUGUCCGGCCCCACACAGAGGAUGAAGUACGAGCACCGAUUCCACAAAAACAAGAAAUUUUGGUAGAACCUGAGCCUUUGUUUGGGGCUCCUAAAAGACGCAGACCUGCCCGUUCAAUAUUUGAUGGCUUUCGGGAUUUUCAAACAGAAACCAGGGGCGGCACAGUUCGACAGGAGCAGGAGCUGCGGAAUGGAGGGGCAAUAGAUAAGAAACUCACUACCCUUGCAGACCUCUUCAGGCCUCCUAUUGACCUGAUGCACAAAGGCAGCUUUGAAACAGCCAAAGAAUGUGGACAGAUGCAGAACAAAUGGCUCAUGAUUAACAUCCAGAAUGUGCAGGACUUUGCAUGUCAGUGUCUUAACCGUGAUGUCUGGAGCAAUGAGGCAGUGAAGAACAUUAUCCGGGAACAUUUCAUAUUUUGGCAGGUAUAUCAUGACAGCGAGGAAGGGCAGAGGUACAUACAAUUUUAUAAACUGUCAGACUUCCCUUACGUCUCCAUCCUGGAUCCCAGGACAGGCCAGAAAUUAGUGGAGUGGCACCAACUGGAUGUAUCUUCUUUCUUGGACCAAGUGACUGGGUUCCUGGGUGAGCAUGGACAACUGGAUGGACAUUCCACCAGCCCUCCCCAAAAAUGUUCUCGCUCUGAGAGCCUCAUUGAUGCUAGUGAGGACAGUCAGCUGGAAGCUGCCAUCCGGGCCUCCCUGCAGGAGACGCAUUUUGAUUCCUCCCAGGGCAAACAAGAAAACCGAUCAGAUGAGGAAUCUGAAUCUGAGCUUUUCUCAGGAAGCGAGGAGUUUAUUUCUGUUUGUGGCUCAGAGGAGGAGGAGGAGUCAGAGAAUCCUGCCAAGUCUAGGAAGUCUCCCCACAAGGACCUGGGAUACAAAAAAGAAGAGAGCCGGAGGCCCCAGCCUGAGCCUCCUGCAAGGACUGAUCCUGGGACAACAUCAAAUCACAGAGUUUUGCCCUGCCUUGAUGCUGGGAUCGUGGAGGAGUCGGUUGACAAGCCAGAAAGUGCUGUAGAGGGACUAGAUGUGAAUGGACCAAAGGCGCAUCUGAUGCUAAGGUAUCCAGAUGGAAAGAGGGAACAAAUUUCAUUGCCUGAACAAGCUAAACUUCUGGCUCUUGUGAAACACGUCCAGUCAAAAGGAUACCCCAAUGAACGUUUUGAACUCCUUACCAACUUCCCUCGGAGGAAGCUUUCUCAUCUGGACUAUGAUAUCACAUUACAGGAGGCAGGCCUAUGUCCUCAAGAGACUGUUUUUGUGCAAGAAAGGAAUUAGCACCAUAGCCUGAGCUCUCUCCCAGCCUUCCUCUCCCCUCCUCUCUGCCCUUGAUAGCAACUCACAGAGUAUGCAGUUGGGGUCAUGCGAAUGCAGAGCUGAAAUUGGGCAGGCAGCCUUCUCCUAGUCCAGUGACCAAACAAGAAUUCCAGAACAAAUUUCCCUAUCAGGCCAAGGGAAAGGCAUCCUUCCUUCACGUUUUGGAACAAAAGGGUAAUCUGUGCAUCCAUUAUGUGGGGGUAGGAACAGCUGUAACAAGCAAAAAUAUUUAAUGCUGCCACUCUUAAAUCUAUUUUGUUUUAUUGAGAUAUACGUGACAAAGCACUGAGUCAUCUCCCUGCAGAGGGAGAAUAAUCUGGAGUAGGGAUUUUUCCUUUUAUUUUGGUUUUCUGCGCAGAAGUCUUCAUUAACCUAAUUUGUCCUGCCCUCUGCAGAAAGCUGAUUUGUGGAAAGGCUAUGGGGUAAGGUGUGUUUGGGAUAGCCUUUAAGGAUUCAGCCCUGGACAGCGUGUUAGAUUACAUAAGCGUCUCCCUCCCCCAUUUCCCUACUCAUCAAGUGACUUCUUGCUUUAAACAUGGGUGUGCUGUCCCUGGAUUUGAUGAAAACCCAACAUAUCUGAUACAGUAAUUGAAUACUUAAUGUGGAGCUAAGGUUUUCUCUUUUCUUUCACGAAACCUUAUUAGGAUAAUUCUUAUUUUGCUUAUCCUAACAUGUUUCCAUUUCCAUUUUUCCUUUCUUUUUUUUUCCUUGACAGAAUUUUACUGGCUACGUUAGGUGGUAGGAUAUUGUAAGGUUCUCAAACUUGCUGGAAAAUAUUUGCCAUCACAUCUUUAAAAUAGAUCUGAGCCUCUUUCCUUGGAAGGAAUUCACCUUUUGCAGGACUCUUGGGCUAUCAGGAAGGGAAGUCCUAGUGCUGAGGUUCCUUUUGUUUUAAGUUUUACGAAACCCUUCUUGAUGGGACUCUCUACCAACAUAGAAAGCAGGCUGGCUUGAGCACUCCUGGCAGUUGGUGUGCCUGAAGUUCCAUUUCCUGUCUGCAUCUACAAUGAGAGAGAGAGACUUACUUACUAAUAAGUUUUAAAGCUUGUGUAAAGCAACAGUAAUGGAUUUGUCAGUACAAUCUGUUUUCUCUCUCUCUAAAUUAUAGCAGCCGGUACCAGAAGCCAGGCAGGUGUUGUGGCUAAAUUGUCAACUAACUAAGCAUAAUGCAGUAUACAGGACAGUGCUGCUCAGUCAGUUUUUCACCAUAUAAUGUUCAUUCUCCUAGAAGCUUUACCUGGAGUGUGAGCUGGUGGUCAGUCACUGUUCAAGGAUUUGUGGUGGACAACAUAGUGAGAUAAAAUUCUUUACAUAUCCUUCUACAGACAUUACUAUUGAAGCCAGGUGCUCAUUUUGUUUUCUGCACUUACAUCAAGCAAUUUAUUUUCCUGUAUGAUAUAUAAGCAGGCCAAAGUCAGGUCCUGCUAGGACUGUCAAUUUGCUUGACAGAAGAUUAGGCCUUCUCUACAAGUUAAUUCCACUAUGGUUUGUCAGGAAACAUUAGUGGUGUUAUAGCAUCAGGGAAAUGGAAUAUUCUUUUCUCUCUAGGAAAUAACUGUUGCCAGCAUAAAUUGAUCAUACAGUUAGGCAUAUACCAUGGGAUAGCACAGUGCUUUUGCCUUUAAAUUCACUCAAGGCUCCAUAUAGACUGUAGCAUUAAAGAAUCAUGCAUGAGAGAUCAUAGGGGUUAUUCACAAGAAAUAAACUGCAGCCUAAUUGUCCUCUCCCCCAAAAACCGUUAGAGUUUUUUGUAUAAUAAUGAAUUAUAUAAAUAUUUAAAUAUAUAAGACUUUCUGAAUGCACUUAGUCGAAAUGUAUGAAGUGCAUUCAGUGAUACCACUGUGCAUUCUGCUACAGGAUAUUUAGUUGUGAAAACCAAUCUUGAUGGCCAUUUUGUGGUCAGUGCGCUGAGUCACUUCCAAGGUGACAUGUUGGGAUUCAUACCUAAUCACUCAUCAGUGUCAGAAUUAUUCUUGUAGGCUACCCCCCUGUUGCAUUAAUGAGUAAGAGAACUUCAAGAACCCAAAUUAAAAAGGGAUGUGUUGUUUGAGGAUAAAGGGACAAUAGUUUCUGUAAAAUGGAGGAUCAUCUGGAUUUGAGAAUAAAAGACCACAAAAAUAUUAACUUGGAUGUUUGGAUGUGCUAGGGAGAGGUAAAUCCCUAACAUUUAGUUUUUAAAAGUUGCAUUUUCUGAGGUUUCAGGGGUCUGAAAUGAUUGGCCGCGAACUUAAUUUGCUCAAAGCUGUCUUGUUUCUCCCUAGUUGGUUAAUUUGUCUUUGAAGAAGUUGAGGAAGGGUACAAGAACACCAAGACUCACGUCUAGUUUCUGUGCAUGGCUGGGCUUUCUUGCCUGCCAAAUUGUUCAAGGUUGUAAACUUUAUGAAUGUCUCCUGAUGCCCUAUGAAACACUUCAGGGAGCUUUGGCAGUUCCUCUAGCUUUGGGGUUCUGGCUACAUGGCUAGGGUCACUCACUAUUCAAAGCAAUAUUCUGAUUGGUCAGUUGUUCUCGUGGCCCACAUCCACCCAGUGGUGAGCAGCAGGGAUCUUGCUAAAGCAUUGGUCUUUUGCAUUUAAUGAGUGCAAAGGAACUCUUCCAACGCCCAUGUUUAAUGAAAAUCUGGCUUCAGUUGCAAGGCAGCCAAAGGCCAGCAAAAAUCAUAUGACAUUCUUUGACUCAUCCAUAGGGAGCUCAUCUCUCUCAUACUGAUUAUCUCAAUAUCAGAAAACUGAAUUGAGAGUCUUGAACCGGUUCUUAAUUCAGGUUUGUGUUAAAAGCAGUUUGGUUACUUUUUUACAAGAGAGCACAUGUUACAGCCAUUGAGUUCUCAGUGUAGCUCGUGAAUACCAGAAAGAAUUCUCAUGAGGUCAGUUGAUGCUGUUUCUUAAUUUCACUGGAAAGGCUACUGUUGGGAGAUGCUUUCUCUUCAACCCUCUGAACCAGAGUAUGCCAUUUGGCAGCCCUAGCCUUUGCAGGCCUAAGAAAUGGGAUGAGAUGCAUCCUGUAAUGCACUGCAACAGCUGUGACAGGCCUGUAACCUUUGCCAGGUUGGCUGUUUACCUCACUGUAUGAGGAAGGGUGUGUUAAGUGGUCUUUGUCACAGCUGUAUCUCAGCCUCAGUAUCUUGAAACAGAUUAUUUUGGAAUAGAAUAGAGGGGGAAAGGUCUCAAAUUUGAAUCGUUUGUGGGCUAGCAAAGCAAAUGUGACUUGGCAGUGGUCUUGUGUAAUGUCCCAUGUAAACUGUUCGUUCUCACUUGUCUAUUUACUUCCUAGGUUAGUUAUGAGUUGUCCUAGGGAGUAGAGAGAUGUACAUAUGCCAUGGGGAGUCAGUAUCCUAGGCUGAUACUGGAUUGAAUAGCUAUGUCUGUUCUCUUGAUUAACAUUUCAAACUCUCAUGCUUUGCAGCUAAGGAGCAACUACUUAAAGAUGUUUUCCUCACGUACCAUUAAUUUUAUUUUGCUCUCUCUCAGUUGAUUUCUUGAAAAUAAAUCAUGUAUAUCAUAGUUAAUUGUGACUAGAAGUAGCCAAAGUGUCCCUUCAAAAGUAUAAGAAAUGGAGCAAUGGUUUGAAAGCUCAUGUGGGUACAUCUGCGUCUCCCAAGUCACUGGGAGCCCUGACCUGCUUGUCCUUCACUAUCCUGGAAAUUAGAGUGUUAUUAUAUCAAGGCUUAUACUAAAGUAAGCUGACUAGCAGCUUCACCGAAACCAUGCUCUACUGGCCUCCAGUAGGUAGUUGAGGUCUGAUCAAAAGCCACAAAGAGCCAUGCCCAUUGACAACAGAAGGCUUUGAAUCACGGUCUAAGAUAUUUACACUCCCUACCCAUCUUCAGCUUUAUUUUUUAUUAUUGUACUCCCUGGGGAGUCAUCAGAUUUGAUCUUACAUUUUUAAUUUUAUAUAAAGUAGUCUUCUUGUCUUUUUUUUAAAUAUUAGCAAAUUAAUGGUGAUACAAUAGGGUUUCCAAAGAUGUCACUUCUGUUAGAAGCUGAUUAGACGGUUUGCAUCAAAAUGAUUUCCAAAAGUAACCACAUCUGAACCUGCUUUACAAAGAGUGACAUUUAAUCUAAGAAAAUGGAAAGUGUCUGUAUUGUGUUAAUACUUGAGUUUUCUUAAAUAAUCCCAAAUGUAGGAUUAUCAUGGUUUACAUGACUGCUAGACACUUUUAAUGAAGCACACUUGUAUGAGAAACUGCUACAGUUCUUAAAAUGAACAGAUGGAACAAAAACAUAACUUCUACACAGCCCUCUUUUUAUAUGUUUUUCUUUCAGGAGAUUUUUUUUCACAUAGUUGCACAGGGUACACUUUAAAAUGUGACUUAGUCUGAAAUCCUGUGACUAUCAUGUCUUGAUUCUUCUUGUUGCUUCCUUGUCGCAUUCACGUUACAAAAGUUGGAAUGAGCUACGUGAUUGAGUCUGCUUAGAACAUAGCUCAAUUUUCCGAUUCUGGAAUCUUAAAUCCAGAUUGCUUCUGAGCCCCAUCUGUCUGGCUGCUGAGAACUCACUUUUGUUGUUAAACAGACUCAGCAUGAUAUACAUAGGUGCCUUCACCUUUGCAGUUCUGGUGACUUUCCCUGUAGAGCCAGGAAACAGAAUUGUGUAUGUAGCUGUGUGUUGCAGGUCAGUUCAUUACCAGUUGUUGCCCUGUUACUGUGGGAGCCAUGUGACUUCUAGGUCAGUUCAUACAACUAAUUAGUGAAAUUGCUGAUUAGAAUAUAACCCUACUCAUUUGGCAUCAGAAAUCUGGUUUUAUGCUUGUCAAGUUUGCUCUUUAUAGUUGGAGUAGUGAUUUCAUCAGUACCAAAGAACCAUGCCAGCGCUUGUGAAUGUAUGGGUAUGCUUUGGAUGUGUUAGGUAUGAAGGCUAACAGGCUUCCAUCACUUGAAGAUUGGGUACUCGUUGUAACAGUGUGUUAACACUUCUGAUUGUGCUCAUUCUUUUUUUUUUAAUCCUUUUUUCUGUUCUUUAUGUAAAAACUAGAACUGUUAAUAAAAUAACUGAAAACUGGGUCACAUUUUUACCCACACAAAUAAGCUGGGUGAGCCUAGAUGAGUUGGAAAUCCCAUCAAUUUCCCUGUUCUAAUUCCAUUUUUCCAGGUAAUGAAAACAUUUUGACCAAUGUCUAUUAAAAUCUGCGUACACUACUGUUACAGUUAUUCUGGGUGGAUGAUCUUGCAAGUGUUCUCUCUUGUAUGGCAGGAGUGCUAGAUUUUAUUCUAUUUAUGCUUUGCUGUUUUAAUCUUGAGCCUGUGAGGUUAAUGGGCAUGGAGGAGAACUUUAUUCCAAUCUCUCCUUAAUUGUGAGAUCACUUAGUGGCUAUUCCUGCCCAAUAAAAGUAGUUGUACUGGAGAAUGCGACACCUGGUGAUACUGUCCUGUGCCUCAUGUUGCAUCCAUUUUACCCUCCAGCUUCACA